Trichophyton benhamiae CBS 112371 is the source of this 1281-nucleotide messenger RNA. RefSeq lists its product as uncharacterized. Lineage: Eukaryota; Fungi; Ascomycota; Eurotiomycetes; Onygenales; Arthrodermataceae. Bases 1 to 1281 code for a protein of 426 amino acids. Gene Ontology annotation, molecular function: transmembrane transporter activity. The record is from RefSeq and is a predicted model, not a curated record. Gene Ontology annotation, biological process: transmembrane transport. The transcript is spliced from 5 exons. Gene Ontology annotation, cellular component: fungal-type vacuole membrane.
AUGGAAGAAUCAACUGCUACUUCUGAUGUAGGUAGCCUUGAAAAAGGGUUAGAUAUCGGGAUGCCUAGGGAAAAGAAGGGGGGGCUCCCCAAGGAUGCUAUCCCUAGUUUUCCAGAGGGAGGAUUCAGGGCAUGGCUUACGGUUUCAGGAGCGGCUGCAGCCUUAUUUGUUUCCUUUGGGUGGGUCAACUGCAUAGCGUUGUUCCAGGCAAACUAUGAAAUGAACCAGCUCAAGGGGUAUCCUAGGUCUACCAUUUCAUGGAUCACAUCAAUGGAAUUCUUUUUCAUGAUGUUCAUGUCACCGGUGGCAGGGAGACUGUUCGAUAGGUAUGGCCCGCGGGUACCACUGCUCGUUGGAACAGUAUUGCAUGUUCUGGGCCUCAUGAUGGCAAGCAUUUCGACCAAGUACUAUCAGUUUGUGCUUAGCCAAUCUGUAUGCUCAGGAAUAGGGGCUUCUUUUAUUUUCAACCCAGCAAUGGCCGCACCUCAAACAUUCUUCCGAGAGAGGAGGGGCCUCAUUGCCGGCCUGACUGUUGCAGGCUCAUCCUUAGGCGGGGUAAUAUUCCCGCUUAUGGUUCAGCAUCUCCUCCCAGUGGUAGGAUUCGGCUGGACCAUGCGAAUAUGCGCCUUUUUAAUCCUUGGAUUGCUCAUAUAUGCUGAUUUGACGAUCACGUCGAACUUCAACCAUGGCCCGCGUCCUUUCAAGUUAGUGAACUAUUUCCUUCCGUUGAAGGAGUUGAACUUCAACAUCAUGUGGUUUUCCAUGUUCUUUUUAUUCUUAGUGUCUGCCAUUCAUUAUGGCAUGCCACAAAGCCUGGCCUAUUCGCUUGUACCCGUUCUCAAUGGCGCCAGUUUUAUCGGCCGUACAGUGCCCAACUAUGUCGGCGAUCGUAUUGGGCGAUUCAACGUCAUGAUCAUAAUGACGCUAUUCUCAGCUAUACUCGUGCUGGCGCUCUGGCUUCCAGGCAGGAGUACAGGUGCCAUAUUUGCAUUUGCAGCUUUAUUCGGAAUCAGCUCUGGUGCCGGAAUAGGGCUCGGGUUACCAUUGAUAGCCGCCGUAUCUCCAAUGAAGGAGCUCGGGUACCGGAUGGGAAUGAUCGUGUCCAUUGCCUCUAUUGCCACGCUCACCAGCCCUCCAAUCGGCGGAGCAAUCGUGGCGCGAGAUAGCGGCAGUUUCACGUAUCCAUGCGUCUUCUCUGGAGUAAGCUUCUUCGUGUCGCUAGUUGGCUAUACCGCGCUACGAGUCCGGUUAGGAGGCUCAAAACUCAGGGCUAGAAUAUAA